AUGCUUUCUAAGUCGAUAAGACGGCCAAUUUGCACUCAUGUCGCUACCUCCGCGCAGCCAGACUCCAAUAAGCCAGCGUUCUCACAGCCAAACAAAGUCGAUGCGAAACCUAUCGAGGGUAAAAGCCAUGGAGGUCAAGGGGCUGAAAGGGCUGGCGAUGUGGGAAGGAAGGGAAAGGGGAAAGAGAAAGCUGAUACGACCAAAAUAAACAAAUCUCCUAAAGACGCCCCAUCGGUAAGGGCGGUAAAUACACAAGUCAAUCCGGAGGUAGAAGCAAACGCCAAAUAUCCAAAAGCAAAAGCAAAGGCGCGGAAGAAAUUAGCGGCGGCACAAUCCAAGAAAGCAACGGGCAUAUCAGACGAGAAUAUAAAGAAUAUGAUCUUGAUUCAACAGAAAUCAAAGCUUAAGUUGAAAAAGAUUCGGCCUGGCAAAGUUAUAGCAGCAUUGAACCUCGCAGCACAAGCGGGAAAGUCGUCAGGUAAAAAGUCCAGGGACGCAUCAAAAGGGUCCAACCAAGAGGAAUUCGCCCCUGUGAGAUCAGCAACUCCAAAGUUAGCAAACGAGGCUACUGUUGAGGAUAUUGAAAUACUUCCAUUGAACACUGAAUCUGAUGACGUUCCCUCCCUAUCGUAUGGCUUGGACAGGGUCCUAUUCAAUCCGGGUGUUUACCAGCUACAGGAUUCCAGAACCUUGGUUUAUAAUUUCGAUCCCUAUCUGCGCGAUAUUAUGCCUGUUUCGGAGUUCGAUUUCAAGGCAUUAAACGACUACAUCACAUCUUCCAAAGAUGAUGUUCUCAGGAACAAAGCGAUAGAAGCAGGAAAAAAAUACAUUGGGUCGUCAUCUAGCAUGACUGGUGUACUUUCACACUUCCACUUCCUGCUGUCUGAAUGGCGAGAGAUCGAUACGUCGCAUUUGAGCGCUUCAUUUCCAGCUACAAUGAAAUCCUACACAAAGCUAUCCCGGCUCCCAGCGGUUGUAUUUUUAAGAUAUAAAGAUGGGGUUUAUGCCGUUGAUGCCGAUAAAGAGUGGGACAGCUCUAAUAUUUUGAUGGGGCUAGGAAAGUCAAUGGAGAAGUUGCUCACUAUGCCAACGGACCAAUAUGAGCGUUACCGGAGAGACAGCCCAGAUAAGAUACUGAAAGAGGACUCUCCCCCUGAGGUCUACCACUACUCGACGUGUGGGGAUUUUUUGAUGAGGUCACAGCUCGAUGCUUACGACCGUCGCCUUCCUGGCACUGGUAUGUUCGAUUUGAAAACCCGUGCGGUGGUUUCCAUCCGUAUGGACGCAAAAGAGCCGUGGAACGCCAUGGGAUACCAGAUAAAGUCACGCCAUGGGGAGUUUGAAUCCUUUGAACGGGAAUAUUAUGAUAUGAUGCGCUCCGCAUUUCUGAAAUACCACCUUCAGGUCCGAAUUGGCCGAAUGGACGGGAUAUUUGUUGCAUUCCAUAAUAUCAAACGGAUAUUCGGAUUCCAGUAUAUCAGUUUACCCGAGAUGGAUAAAUGCAUCCAUGGGCAAGAAAAUACUGCUCUCGGUGACGCUGAGUUCAAACUCAGUAUCAACAUUUGGAACAAGGUCAUCGAUGUAGCCACCAAGGCGUACCCUAAACAGUCUCUAAGAUUUCACUUUGAGACUCGCGAAACCCAGAAUCCAUUCAUGUACAUCUUUGCCGAACCUAUGACUGAGGAGGAGAUAACAAAGAUUCAAGAGCGGAAUCUCGACGAGAUCAAGGCUUAUGAGAAACGGGUAUUCUACCCUGAGUUGCUUGAGUCUAGUAAAGCGGAGUCGACGACUGGUGAAGAGCGUAGCUCGACUGGGCAGGCACUGCAGUCAAAAGAGCAUAGCUUCGGUGAUGAAUCAGACCCUGAGUUAAGCAGCGAGGCAAUGGAUAUUGACCCUGAGAAGCCCCUACUUGCUAUGGCGCUCUCAAUCCGAAAUUUUGUUAAUGGAAAAGAAGUAGACAGGCCCACCAUGUUCACUUCCAAGGACACAUGGACAGUAAAGUACCAGCUAGCCCAUUUUGCCAAGGAACGAGGAUGGACUUUGUAUAACGCAUGCAAGAGGCGACGAUCAAAGUUCCUUGGAGCUCUCGAGGAUGAAGAAGCCCCAAACACAUCUUUCCAAGAAAAAUUGAACGCGAUUAGUAAGGAUGGACAGAAAUGGAGAGAUGAAAUGGAUAAAAUCGAGAAAGAGAAGGGCAUAAUUCGGUAUCAGAGCUAA
Messenger RNA from Microsporum canis CBS 113480, 2217 nucleotides. Its product is annotated as mitochondrial membrane protein Pet127. Gene Ontology annotation, biological process: mitochondrial RNA 5'-end processing. Lineage: Eukaryota; Fungi; Ascomycota; Eurotiomycetes; Onygenales; Arthrodermataceae. The transcript has 6 exons. The coding region runs from base 1 to 2217 and encodes 738 amino acids. Gene Ontology annotation, cellular component: mitochondrion; mitochondrial envelope. The record is from RefSeq and is a predicted model, not a curated record.